UUUUCUUCGGAGGUCUUACAUUCGCGAACGGAGCGGAACUCAGUAAACGACAAGGCUGCCCAAAAGUUUACACCUUUGGCGCCCGUGAAACCACUGUCUCUCAAGGCUAUGGAUCUGCUGGAGCUCUCGUCAACCAGAUCAAGUCUGCUUUCCCCGGAUCAGGUGCAGAAGCCAUUGUUUACCCGGCAUGCGGUGGCCAGGCAAGCUGCGGCGGUAUCAGCUAUGACAGUUCGGCAUCCCAAGGAACGGCGGAGGUGGUGAAGGCUAUUACGAAUUACAACAAGAAGUGCCCCAAUACCCAGAUCAUUCUAGUUGGAUACUCUCAGGGGGGCCAAAUUAUGGACAAUGCUCUGUGUGGAGGUGCUGGAACGCCGCUCUCCGGUCCGGCCUUGGCUGCUGUCAAGGCAGCGAUCUUGAUGGGAGAUCCACACAAUGUUUCUGGUCUUCCAUACAAUGUCGGCACCUGCAAAACUGGUGGCUUUGCCGCUCGUCCCAAGGGUUUCAGCUGCCCUGGUGGUGACAAGAUCCAGUCUUACUGCGAUUCUCCUGACCCGUAUUGUUGCAAGGGAAAUGAUCAGCAAACCCACCAAGGAUAUGUUGGAAAAUACGGCACGCAAGCCAUGGAAUUCAUUAAGAGCAAGAUACUGCUUAGCUGAGACUUCUAGACCAGAGGUCUUGGAAUUGGCAAACAACACAAUCCGCAAAAUCGAACGCGCGAUUCAGUCCGCUCGUGAUACCAACGAAAGAUAAAACUACAGACAUCACAAGUGCCGACUGAUCCCAUGUAGCAAAGUUCUACUCGGUAUUUGAGUAUUUUAAGCAUAUAGAAACAGAAUACCCAUAG
This is a messenger RNA of Eremomyces bilateralis CBS 781.70, 844 nucleotides long. RefSeq names its product carbohydrate esterase family 5 protein. The record is from RefSeq and is a predicted model, not a curated record. The annotation marks the transcript as partial. Gene Ontology annotation, molecular function: hydrolase activity. The transcript has 3 exons. NCBI's taxonomy places the organism in Eukaryota, Fungi, Ascomycota, Dothideomycetes, Eremomycetales, Eremomycetaceae.